AACUGACAACAUGGUUGUGUGGACCGAACAAGAGCGUGCCUUCAUCCAGGAGAUUUUUGGCAAGCUUAAUUAUGAGGAGGCUGGUCCCAAAGCCUUGAGCAGGGUCUUGAUUGUCUAUCCCUGGACUCAGCGGUACUUCGGCAGUUUUGGAAACUUGUGCAAUUCAGAGGCCAUCAUUAAAAAUCCUAAAGUCGCUGCUCACGGAAAAGUUGUGCUUCGCGGACUUGACAGAGCCAUGAAGAACAUGGACGACAUCAAGAACACCUACAAAGAACUGAGCGUGCUGCACUCCGAGAAACUGCACGUGGAUCCUGACAACUUCAAGCUGUUGGCCGAUUGCCUGACUAUCGUGAUUGCCACCAGCAUGGGUACCUCCUUCACACCUGAGAAGCAGGCUGCCUGGCAGAAGUUCCUCGCUGUUGUGGUCUCUGCUCUGUGCAGACAGUACUAUUAAGUCCUCUAAACAUAUGGACAAACAUUGUCUUCGUCUAAAGCUUUGUCUCUAAAAUUAAUAAAGAGGACUUGAUGUGCAACUGUGUCAUGUGUUUCGACUAAAUAUGGUUAGAAAUCACUACUGUACCUUCACAUCGGGAAUUUGUUGAAUGCCUCGAUUUAUUAGAUUCCAGGGCAUUUUCAAUAAAAAAAAGCUUAGCGAAUAUCAAGACUUUUUGACCAAAAUACUUUAGCACUAGUUCAGGACCAGACAGUUCCGAUCGGGGAUUAUAGCAUCUAUUCACGAAUCAACUGUUUCUUGUUUUUCACUGACAUGUCUCUUAAGUGUUGAGGACUAGUGCUUCUUUGAGCCUACAUUCAGUAUGAGUAAAAUACUCAAGUACUGUUAAAAUCAGAUACUCUAAGACUUUUACUGAAGUCGUUUUGGAAUUGGUGACUUGUAACUUGUAUUGGAGUAAUUUUCGCUGCAAGGUAUCUGUACUUUUACUUAAGUAUGGUUUUCAGGUACUCUUUACACCUCUGUCAAUAUCAUACAUUUGUAUGUGUACUGAAAACAAUAACUUAAAAUAUAUAAAUAUUAUAAUUAAUAAACGAAUGAAUGAAUAAAUAAAUAA
Molecule: messenger RNA, 1067 nt
Organism: Triplophysa rosa
Lineage: Eukaryota; Metazoa; Chordata; Actinopteri; Cypriniformes; Nemacheilidae
Product: hemoglobin subunit beta-like
Exons: 3
Coding region: 11-454 (147 amino acids)
Biological process (GO): oxygen transport; hydrogen peroxide catabolic process
Cellular component (GO): haptoglobin-hemoglobin complex; hemoglobin complex; blood microparticle
Molecular function (GO): peroxidase activity; oxygen carrier activity; heme binding
Source: RefSeq, a predicted model, not a curated record